AUGAAACUUGAUGAUGUCUCUGACAAUUUCAACAUACUGGACCUCCGCCACGCUCUUUCGGCCUUCUUGCAAUGUGAUAUGAGGAACGGAAACAUGAUCCAUGGAGUUGCGGUUCCAAGAAGAUCACUUAUUGACCAUCCUCCAAUCCUUCCCUUUGAUCGAGUCCAAGUAUGGCACACUGUUCGCUUACAACAGGUUUCAUACCAUGAUUUGAGUGUUGCCUUACCGGCCCAAACCUUGCACGCCUCUCCUUCAUCCCCCGAGUGGUUGAAAGGCCGAAGGGAUGCUGUCCUUGUGAAUAUUGAUGGACAGUAUGAAUGGCCCCAGUCCGGGUUAAAAGGACACACCAUCUGCGAAUUGCAGCUCAUCAUGCGCCCGAUGCCUCGACGAGGUUCUCGUAUUGGAUGGCAAGAUCAGUACCUGUGUUAUGUCCAUAACAUGAAGAUUGGCGCGGUUGACCCUGUAACUGGAAUGCACGUUGUGAAACGUGCUAAGCAUGCCAAUAGUUCUCCAGUGGGUGAUAUAGUUCCCCUUCGGCAAGUUCGUUCAUUCAUCAACCUCAUUCCUCAAUUUGGGGCAGUAGCGGAUGCGCGGUUGAUGAAAGCAACUUCAUCACAUUAUUCUUCAUCUUUUUUUUUGAACAAGUAUUUUGAUAAGCAGAUCUAUGAUACUCUUUACUACGCUUCACAAGGAUAG
Molecule: messenger RNA, 696 nt
Organism: Suillus discolor
Lineage: Eukaryota; Fungi; Basidiomycota; Agaricomycetes; Boletales; Suillaceae
Exons: 2
Coding region: 1-696 (231 amino acids)
Source: RefSeq, a predicted model, not a curated record